Messenger RNA from Juglans regia (Persian walnut), 1535 nucleotides. RefSeq names its product dof zinc finger protein DOF2.1-like. The record is from RefSeq and is a predicted model, not a curated record. The transcript is spliced from 2 exons. Gene Ontology annotation, biological process: regulation of DNA-templated transcription. Bases 370 to 1290 code for a protein of 306 amino acids. NCBI's taxonomy places the organism in Eukaryota, Viridiplantae, Streptophyta, Magnoliopsida, Fagales, Juglandaceae. Gene Ontology annotation, molecular function: DNA-binding transcription factor activity; DNA binding.
AGAAGAGAGAGAGAGAGGACUCGAAUUUUCUUAAAUGCUUUCUCUGCGUGCAAGGCUAAGCCAACCUCAUCGAUCAUCCCGUACGGGAAUCCCCAUCAUUACUCUCUCUCUCUCUCUCUCUCUAGCACUUUUUAUCUCUCUAAAACUCUUCUCUCUCUCUCUCAUGGGGAUUGCUUUAUAUAUCCAGAGAGAGGUGGCUCUAUUUCCUCACUUUGCAUGACUGCCUAAUCCCUCGCUCAUUCUCUCUUCUUUAAAGUACCCCUUUCUCAGGUCCCCUCUCUUUCUUUCUCUCUCUCAGACAUCCACACAAACACAGACAUACAAAGAUUUCUUUUGAGUGGAGGAGUGGUGUUAAAUUAUUUGCAUGGGAUGGAUCCUUCAAGUGAACAACACCAGGAAAUGCCUGCCCAUAUGCUGGAAAACAUGAUGGUAUGCUUAAAAGCACAGCCUGAUCAGAGGAAACCAAGGCCUCAACCAGAGCAAGCUCUAAAAUGUCCAAGAUGUGACUCCACCAACACCAAGUUCUGUUACUACAACAACUACAGCCUCUCUCAGCCAAGAUACUUCUGCAAGUCAUGCAGAAGAUACUGGACCAAAGGAGGAACAUUGAGGAAUGUCCCAGUUGGAGGAGGCUGCAGGAAGAACAAAAGAUCAUCAUCUUCGUCAUCAAAGCGGAGCCAAGAUCAACCACUCACACCCAACACCAACCCACUGGGGAGCCUCCCAUCCCUAUCUUAUGACUCUCCCAAUGAUCUCAGUCUUGCAUUUGCUAGGCUCCAAAAACAGUCAUGUGGGCAUGAGUUGGGUUUCGAUGACCAUGAGUUCCAAAUGGGAAAUGCUGCCGCCACCCAUUUUGAUUUACUAGGAAACCCUGCAGGAAUGAAUGGCUCUGCAAACACGACUCCUCCUGGUUUUCUUGGUUCUCUUAGGAAUGGCUUUCUUGAUAGCCAGAAUAUUUUCCCUAAUUUCUAUUAUGGGUAUAAUGAUAAUGUGAACAUGGGAGAGGCUGACAAUGGUACUGGUGGAGGUGUUGUUGGGGUUAGUGGAGAAAUGGCUCUGCCAUACGAAGAAAUGAGCAAUGCAGCAACAACAACGGCUGUGACGGUGACAACCAUGAAGCAAGAAUUUUGUAAUGGCAGAUCAGAAAAUGAUCAGAAUCGGGUUUUGUGGGGCUUCCCUUGGCAGCUCAAUGGGAAUGGAAACAUGGCUGAUCUUGAUUCCGGAAGAGAAAGCUGGAAUAAUGGAGCGGCUCCAUCUUGGCAUGGCCUCAUUAACAGCCCUCUAUUGUAGACACUGGAAGUUCGAUCUUAAAAGUUUGCAAGCAGCCACAAACAAGGCAUAGAAUUUCCUCUCUUAUUAGACUCAAAUAUUAGUUUUUUAGCCUUUUGGGUUUUGUUAAGAGAGAUUUGAUUCACCCUAUCAUGAACUGAAUCAUCUCUAGCUAUUUUCGUCUCAUGUAUUUUUUGUUUUAUUUUUUUUUUCUCGUAUCCUUUUAUUGGUUGAUAAACUAAUGAAAUUUUAGAUUUGUUUGCUAA